AUGGCCGACGCUUUGCAAACUCUUUUCCGCAGUUCUCUGCCCGAAGAGAUCUCAGGACUACUGGCUGAACGCCUCUCAGAACUGGAAUCCGGAGAUUUUUUCGCCCUCCUACAAACAAAAGAUGCACAGGAACUUCUCGGACAUAGUCCAAACUCGGAACUGGAUGAAGUCAAGCUGGAAAACUGCGCGACAUGGAACGAAUAUAUCUCAAUUCGUUUGAGCAAGAUUCUCGCCAAGGAUGAUGAGAACGCAAAGUACAAGCAGAGUCUCUUCUUUAUCAUUGGAUAUGCCGCUUUGCUUGCCUUCCUACAGUCUAAUGCUACUGGCCCUCCGCUCCCCUUCACUCCUUCAAAGACCGUCUUACCGCAAGAUGUGGCUGAGGACAAGCAGCAAGUUACCGCUCUGCGCCGCCAACUGAUUGCAGGCCUCGCAAUCGAUGGUAUUGCAGCAUACAGAUUGACGCCCAACAUUGAACUUCUCUGCCUGGCAAAUGUCAUCAUCAGCAAUCCUGAUAUUCUUGAGAACAUUUCGGUCUCGCGAUGGGCUAGAUUGAGAGUAACCUUCAUGCAUCAAAGAUUAUUAUCGGAAGAAUGCGGAACGUUACAGGACAAGAUCUUUGCAGAUGUCGAUGCAGUUCAAGAGCAAUUCUUCGACGUCUCGCCGAAGGGCAAGUCGAGAGCCAGCAGCGAUAAUGCAAAGGUUGAGUUCUUGCUCGAACGCGCUAGUAUCGAGACUUUCUACGGCCUGGACAAGAAAGCUAGGAUUGAUCUGGACGAAGCGGCAGCUGAACAAGGCUUCCAAUUUGCUCUGACUGGUAUCUUGGGAAGGAGAACCAAGUUCCAGCAGCAUGAUGUUAGUCAGCUGGUCGUGCUUGCUAAAAGUGGAGGAAACGCCAACGACGUAAAGGCGACGGAGAUUCAGCAAGCAGAAGGCGCGACCAGCGGUCCUAAGCAUGUUGAUCUCAACGAUGACACACUCUUGGAGAACAUCUCCUUCACGGCGAAACCCACACUCAACCUGGACGUACAAACCAAGGAAGAUCUACCUCCCGUGUUGGCUGAAUUGGACCCUUCAAAUCAACCCAAGCUGUUGCCAAUGGACUCAAUCAUUUUGCUCGCUCUUGCAUCCUCUAUCACAAACACAUCUCCUGCCAAUGGUCUUACAAGAGAAGAGACUCUUCCAUAUGCUACCCGUGUGCUGGAAGGCGGUAGCUCGAACUGGCAGGUCUACACUCAGGGGUUGCUUGUUCGCAGCAGAAUGGAGGGCUACAGAUCUAGAACCAUCGAACGUGGUCUCUUACAACUGCAGGCAGUUGUCGAUCAAGUCAUUGCCGACACAACAGAGACCCCCGCAGAUGGCAAUGCAGAUGUGACAGCCACUAGCUUUUUGCGCAAGGGUGAGAGCGAGGACUCUGCUCCGGCUUCCGAAAGACUGCGUUACAUCUUCCAGAUUGCUGCGCCUACGCGAUGGGAGCUGGAGGGAGAGCUUGCUCAAAGAUGGGUCACCUUGGGAGGUUUGCGCUCGGCACUUGACAUUUACAUGCGCUUGGAGUUGUGGGCCGAAGCUGCUUUGUGCUACGCCGCUACAGAGAAGGAGGAGACGGCGAAGAAGUUGGUGCGUCGCCAGCUGUUCCAUGCCACCAACAAUGGUGAUGAAGAAAAUGCCGGCGACGAUGAGACCUGGGAAGGUCCUGAGAGACAGCCUCCGCCGGCUGAUGCUGCACGUCUGUACUGCAUUCUUGGUGACCUUGACCAAGAUGCUUCUAUGUACGAAAAGGCGUGGGAAGUCUCAGGCCAGCGCUACGCUCGUGCCCAGCGCUCGUUGGGUCGCAUGUACAUUGGUCAACGUGACAUGAUCAAGGCUGCUGAUGCAUACGCGAAAAGUCUGAAAGCCAACCAGCUCAACCAUGCUUCGUGGUUCGCUUUGGGCUGCUGUCUUUUGGAGCUCGCACAAUUUGAGAAGGCCGCUGAAGCGUUCUCCCGCACUGUCCAGCUCGAAGAGACAGACGCAGAAGCUUGGAGCAAUUUGGCUGCUGCCCUGCUCAAGAACCAGGUGCCCACCGCCAACGAUGAGCCCGCCGCGCCUGCGGUCGAGCUUGCCGAAGACGAGGACGAGUCCAUGGCUGCUCAACCCAAGAAGGUCGAUCGUCAACAAAACAAGAAAGACGCCCUGCGUGCUCUCAAGCGUGCUGCAACACUCAAACAUGACAGCCACCGUAUCUGGGAGAACCUUCUUAUCGUUGCUGCCUCUCUUUCGCCUCCAGACUACGACACCGUAUUGACAGCUCAACGUCACAUCAUCGACCUACGCUCCAAGACUAAUGGCGAAUCCUGCAUUGAUGUAGAGAUCAUGGAACACAUGAUUCGUCACGUCAUUGCUUUGAACGAUGAAUAUGACCCUACAAAGCCUGGUUUCGAGCGUCUGCUGGUUGAAAUGUUCGACAAGAAAGUUGUACCUCUUAUCACCUCCUCUCGCGAGUUGUGGCAGUUGUACGCCAAGCUCUGUCUUUGGCGCAAGAAGCCAGCUACCGCAUUGGAUGCCAACGAAAAAGCAUGGAGAGCAGUGACCAGUCAGCCUGGGUGGGAGACGGAGAGUGAAGCCCGCUGGAACGUUAUCGUCGAUGCAACGAUUGAACUGUGUGAUGCAUACGAGAGUCUUGGUCAGAUGGAAAAGACAGAAGGUAUGGCUGCUGGAAGUGGUGCAUUGGUUGCCAAAGAUUGGAAGUUCAAGGCCAGAAGUGCUAUCAGAUCCAUCAUGGGUAAAGGUAAGGAUUGUUGGGAAGAUACAGAUGGCUGGGAGAGACUGAAGGAGGCACUCGAUGGCUUGCGUGGUUAA
This is a messenger RNA of Aureobasidium melanogenum CBS 110374, 2835 nucleotides long. Its product is annotated as TPR-like protein. Gene Ontology annotation, molecular function: protein binding. NCBI's taxonomy places the organism in Eukaryota, Fungi, Ascomycota, Dothideomycetes, Dothideales, Saccotheciaceae. The coding region runs from base 1 to 2835 and encodes 944 amino acids. The record is from RefSeq and is a predicted model, not a curated record. The transcript has a single exon.